AAACAUUUUGAAAUAUACGUUGCUAGCGUUGAAACGAUUCAGUUGUAAUUCAGCGAGUGAGCGCGUUACUUAUAUUGUGGAUUGUUGUGAGUUCGUUUUCACUAAAAGAAAUAGUGCUGGCAAACGAGCUACGACAACGGCUAAAGAAAAAGUUAAAUUAUUAGCAAAGGAAAAAAUUUGUGAAUUAUUUUAUGUGCAGUUAAAUUAUUAAAAUAUUUCUAUGUUUCUGCCUGCAUAUAAAAUAUAUUGAUAUUAAAAGAGAAAGAGAUAUACUUAAAUUAAUUUAUAAAUAAAUAAACUUGUGAAAUUUUGCCUUGUGAGUUGGUAACUCAUGGAAUAAAACCACAAAAACGUGUAAAAAAGAACGCAAAAGUAAAAGCAUAAAAAUGUUUUCUAUAUAAGGAUUAGAAAAAGACUAACAAAAAGGUUGAAGAAAGCUAAACCAAUAUCAUAUAUAUAAUAAUAAAAAAAAGCCGUGAUAACUGUGUAUUUACAUAUGUAUAUGUAAAGCAAAUAUAAACUGUGAUAAGAACUGUUAAACUAAAAUAUAGAACCGUGACAUUUAACAUUAACAAGCAACAAAAUGCAUAACGUAAAUAAUGUACUAGAUCAACAUAACAUUGGUGUUUCGCCUCACCUAAAAACGCACGUUGGCGUUUUAAACUACUCACCACCAUCACCCGCUUCAUCGCUCAGCUCCGAAUCACUGGAUGGUGAUAUAAACUCACCUGGUCCGUGUUCUCCAGCGUCUGCUGCAGCUCGUUUGCAUGGCAGCAAUGAUGGUGAUGACCAUUUUUGUACGCCGAAAAAAUCGCUGGCGGAUUCUGGCGUGCUGGGACGCAUACGUGUAAAACUGGGCACACCUGGUGUACUCUGCGAAAUGCAUGCCCUUAGCACUGAACAAAGAGCUAAUGUGGAUACGGCGAAAUUGUUUAAAAAUCGUUUUCUGCUUAGCACCUCAGUGCAUAAGCUGCCUUUAAGUCAUGCUGCCAAAACGCCCGCCUCUUAUCGUCAUCUCGUUGGUCUCACCACUUCCACGCUUAAAUGUACCGAUGUGUUUACUAACGCCGAAUAUGGUUGUAAAGUUAUCAACGAACCAUUUCCCAAGGUGCAACGUGCAUAUUAUGAUAUAAAAUGUGCAGGUGAAUUGGCGCGUAGCUCUUUGUAUGGGCACACGCUGAUAAGAGAUGUACAUGAAAUUGUGCCCGCGGAUAAGUCACGUUCCUAUCUUGUCAUUGCACCGCCAAAAGCUGAAGAAGGUGCCGAGGGUGUAUUCGAAGAUCUGCAUACUUAUAUGAGACAAUGUAGACGACUUUGUGAUAAGGAGGCAAAAGCUUUGUUCCAUCAAAUAGCGGAGACAGUGCUACUCUGUCACAAAAAUGGAAUUAUUUUGCGUGACUUAAAGCUGAAGAGAUUUUUCUUUAUUGAUCAAGCGAGAACAAAACUUCAGUAUGAAUCACUCGAAGGCUCCAUGAUACUCGACAAUCCCGCGGAUGACACACUGACCGACAAAAUUGGCUGUCCACUCUACACCGCACCCGAACUACUGUGCCCGUUGCCCAACUACAAGGGCAAACCCGCCGAUAUGUGGUCAUUGGGCGUCAUACUCUACACGCUGCUCGUCGGCCAAUAUCCGUUCUAUGAGCGGCCCAACUGUAAUCUAAUAACAAUGAUACGUCACACGACAUUGCAAAUACCAUCAAUCAUCACGCGACCGGCGCGUUGGCUACUGCAGUUGCUGUUAAGUAAAGACUAUACGGAACGUUUGAAAGCAGAUGAGGUAUUCAUUACGCCCUGGGUGAGAGAUCAGGCCAAACCAUAUUAUGCACAAGUGCCUGAGGACAUAAGUUUCUUUGCCGAUGAUGCUGAAAUGGAAUAUGAUGAUAGCGAACUUGUUAAUGCCAAUGUCUUGGAGGCGCAGUCAUCAACAACAACAACAACAAAUGAAAUGGAGACACAACAGCCAAUGCAUUACUUAAAAGACUGCCCGGAGGGAAAUAGCAACACAGAUAAUGUUGUUCCCGCCAUUCCACAACUACACCAACAAGACUACCUAACUGCUGACUGUGAUACUAGUAAUACACAACCCAUAGAUUAUUCGCUGCGCGCAGCCGCAAAUGGCAGCAGCUCAUCACCCAUAACUAUCGACUUGGAUAGUGACGAGGAAAUGAGCUGAUUACACCGCCACACACACACAUACACCUGGACAUACUCCAUAUGAUAGUAUGCUAUAGCAGCGGCAGCAACGGCGGCAGCAGCAGCAGAAAACAUUUUGACGUCAACUAGUGUGGUAGGGCAGUCGCUGAGUAAAUUAUUUAAUUAAAAGCAAGUAGAAAAAUCUCAAAGCGCAGGCGCUGUAAGAUGUCUCGAAACGCCUCCCACCGUAAAGCAGUCGAAAAGCAAAUCGAACACAUAUACAUAUUAUAUGCAGGCAUAAACAUCAUCAACGUAUGUGCGUUGUACGUAGCCGUUUGCCGCCAUUACUAAUAGUAUCCGUCGUUAUAUGUAUGUAUGUACAAUACGUUUUAUGUUCACUGGCAGUGGAAUAUUGUCAAGAGCGUUGAUCGCCGCGACGCAGGAUGUGAGGCGCGCGCGCGAUCAUCACGCAGACGUGUCUAAAGGACACGCACCAGCCCCAAGGCGCACGCUCGACCUGUUGUGGUUGCAAGCGUCUUGCUGUGGCGUUAAAGCUUUUACGCUUUUUAUAAAGGAAAUUUAUAUAAUUUAGUGUAACAAAUUGUUCCUGACAUCACCCGCCUUCCAUUUUAUAUUAAAAAAAAAAAAAAAUCAAAUACUUAGUAUUUUUUCUAUGAAAGUAAUUUUAUGUAUGUACAUACAUAUGUACAUAUGUACAUAUCAUACAUACUACAUAUACACGUAUAUGUAAAUGUAAAAAGAAAAUAUUCUAAACUGCCUUUUUCUGUAUGUAUUUGCAGUAGUUUUAUUUAAACAUUCGAAUUUCGCUGAAUAUUGUUGAGUUUUCAUUUCCCCACACACCACAAUGUACAAUUAUAAUUAAUUAUUAUAAUGUUUAAGUGUGAAAAAUUGCAAGAAAAACUAUGCAACAGCUGUGCUAUAUAUUGGUUAAUUUUUGUAUCGAAACUCUAGAGUAGAAGCUGAAUUUUGUUAUGAUUUGUAUGAACUAAGUAACUAAGUGUGUUGCAAAAGAGAGACACACAUUCUCCACCAAGAAAAGAAAAUCAAAAAAAAAAA
This is a messenger RNA of Ceratitis capitata (Mediterranean fruit fly), 3213 nucleotides long. RefSeq names its product CBL-interacting protein kinase 31. NCBI's taxonomy places the organism in Eukaryota, Metazoa, Arthropoda, Insecta, Diptera, Tephritidae. The record is from RefSeq and is a predicted model, not a curated record. The transcript is spliced from 2 exons. Bases 584 to 2176 code for a protein of 530 amino acids. Gene Ontology annotation, molecular function: mitogen-activated protein kinase kinase binding; protein kinase activity; ATP binding. Gene Ontology annotation, cellular component: nucleus. Gene Ontology annotation, biological process: protein phosphorylation; positive regulation of proteasomal ubiquitin-dependent protein catabolic process; regulation of MAP kinase activity.